AUGACCGAAGCCGCUAGGAAGCGUUUCUUUCAAAUCCAUGACCUUGAGGAGCUUAGGGAUGCGGCGUAUUCCCGAUCGUUGGGAAUCAAGGAGAAAACGAAAAUUCUACAUGAUAAGAAGCUAAGGAAGGUCAAGGAGUUUAGCAAAGGUGACAAAGUGCUUCUUUACAACUCAAGAUGGAAGCUUUUUGCAGGUAAGUUGAAAUCAAAAUGGUCGGGACCUUAUAUGGUUCACUAUGUGUUUCCGUAUGGAGCGGUGGAAAUUAUGGAUGAGUCGGAUGGCCGUAGUUGGAAGGUGAACGACCAUCGAUUGAAACAUUACAUUGGAGGAGCGUUAAACAAGGACGAGAGGGAGGAAACUCCACUCGAAAUCCCACCUAAAGCCGCCAAUUAUUGUCUUGGGAUGAAAUCCCAAGUGUAG
This is a messenger RNA of Helianthus annuus (common sunflower), 420 nucleotides long. RefSeq lists its product as uncharacterized. The coding region runs from base 1 to 420 and encodes 139 amino acids. The transcript has a single exon. The record is from RefSeq and is a predicted model, not a curated record. Lineage: Eukaryota; Viridiplantae; Streptophyta; Magnoliopsida; Asterales; Asteraceae.